Oryzias latipes (Japanese medaka) is the source of this 781-nucleotide messenger RNA. It is a transcript of the gene gnrh3, whose product is annotated as gonadotropin-releasing hormone 3. Gene Ontology annotation, cellular component: extracellular region. Gene Ontology annotation, biological process: reproductive process; multicellular organism development. The record is from RefSeq and is marked validated. Gene Ontology annotation, molecular function: gonadotropin-releasing hormone receptor binding; gonadotropin hormone-releasing hormone activity. Lineage: Eukaryota; Metazoa; Chordata; Actinopteri; Beloniformes; Adrianichthyidae.
GAGAAAACACAGAGUUCUAAUGGACGUGAGCAGCAAAGUUGUGGUGCAGGUGUUGUUGUUGGCGUUGGUGGUUCAGGUCACCCUGUGCCAGCACUGGUCCUAUGGAUGGCUACCAGGUGGAAAAAGAAGUGUGGGAGAGCUCGAGGCAACCAUCAGGAUGAUGGGCACAGGAAGAGUGGUGUCUCUUCCUGAAGAUGCAAGUGCCCAGACCCAAGAGAGACUUAGACAAUACAAUCUAAUUAAUGAUGGCUCCACUCACUUUGACCGAAAAAAAAGGUUUAUGAGUCAGUGAAGAAGUCGCCUUGAAUCUCAGCACUACUGAUGGAUCUCCUAAGCUGACCAUAAAAAAGAAAUCACAACUAACAAAGCUUUAUGUGUUUGAAACCAUUAAAAAGUUGUAAUAAACAUUUAAUUCCUGAAAUUCUCAUAAUCCCCUAUUAAAUUCAGUUUAUUUACUACAGUUUGUAGAUUUGGUUACUUCUGAAAUGAAGCCACCAGUUCCCCUUUAGUAUCUUCAAGUGGGCUCUGUUGCCUUUGUGAAGCAUUCACGAGCGACAAACCUUGUGACACAACAAUCUUAUUUUGAUAACAGCUGGUGAUUAAGCCAAUUUAUUAGUUAUCAAUGACUUAAUUGAAUUUGUUCCACUUCCAGUAAUUCUAUUUUCUAACGCAGCACAGUCAUGUGCCCAUGCACUGUGGAAAAUUACCCCGGCUAAUUUCACUGCUCAUAUACAUUGUUGUUGAUUAGUCCCGUAAAUGAAAUAAAUUCAUAUAAACUUUU